This is a messenger RNA of Etheostoma spectabile (orangethroat darter), 1847 nucleotides long. RefSeq lists its product as uncharacterized. Bases 258 to 1175 code for a protein of 305 amino acids. Gene Ontology annotation, cellular component: plasma membrane. Gene Ontology annotation, biological process: cell adhesion. NCBI's taxonomy places the organism in Eukaryota, Metazoa, Chordata, Actinopteri, Perciformes, Percidae. The record is from RefSeq and is a predicted model, not a curated record. The transcript has 7 exons.
CUCAGAAGGGAUAGACAGAGACAUUAUAAUAAGGCUUGAUGAGCAAUUCAAUUUUGGCAAUAUAUUGCUUUGAAUGGUUAGUUUUUUCGUGCUUUCAGAAUGUCAGACAAUCCUUCUGAGCCUAUACUUCCUGAAAACGUAAGCCACACCUACACCUACUGAUAAAUAAAUACAGAGCCAACUUUCAUUUCAGAUUAGACGCUUCAAAGGAAAGUGCGCACCAUUUUUCGAAAUACUGAAAAGAUCUCUUCGCAGUCAUGAAAGUCCUUCUACUUGCUGCAGUGGUCGCCCUGAUUCACGGCAGUUAUGCCACUUUGCUCAUUAAAGGGCCAACCCAGCCGGUUCUGGAAGGAGAGGAAUUAACUCUGGAGUGUCUAUACUCAGACUCUGAGCUCAACAUCAGCCAGGUCCAUUUCGAGGUCUUCUCCAAGCACAUGCAGAGCUGGCGUACAGUUUGGGAGCGAUCUUGGGAGCAAUCUUGGUGCUUUUUUGGAUUCCGCUCAAUGAAAGUUUUGCGGACUGAAGAACGUCUCCUGAUGUACAUCUCCCGUGCAGGAAGUUUCAGUGAGGGACCCUACCGCUGUGUGUCCAACAAUGAAAAUGUGACUGCCCCAGACAACUCCUCCCAGCCGCUGGCCGUCAAAGUUCAUUAUAUGGGGGAGCUGUCACUGUCCAGGGAAGGCUACACCAGCUACCUGGGUGUCCCACAGGAGCUGAAGGUGCGACUCGGGGAUGAUGUGGUGGUGAAGUGCUCUGCCAGCUCAUCAGAGGAGCCAAUUUACUCCUGGAAUAAAGACGGUAACGACUGGAUCCUGCCUUCUUCUACACUGACGCUGAGGAAGAUGACAGCGAUGGAUGAAGGACAGUACACUUGCAUUGCCGUGCAUCCCUCUGUUGAGUCACUAAGCAAGAAACGCAGCUUCAGCAUCACCGUGCUGUCGGAGGAUGCCGCCUGGUACGAGUCUAGUAAUGGCCGUCUCAUCUUGAUGACCUCGGCGGCGGGUGUCUCUCUCUUUGUGUUCAUCCUCUCCGUGAGUGUGUUCCUGUGCCGCAGGGCUAAGCAGACCAAGACCAGCAAGGGACCCAUUGAUGACCGAUCUCAGAAAAAGCCCAUCUACAAAGCCAGUGUGGAGUCCCUGCCCUCCACCUGCGCAGACAAACAACCUCUGGUUUGACUGCCCAGGUAGGUGGAAGGAUGAAGAGUAGGGAGGAAGAUGGAGCGAAAGAUGAAGACGAUGGAGUGGAUAGCCAGAAAAUGAGUGAUGGCAUAGAGGUGAUACUUAAAGAGGGAGGUGGUGGUAUAGGUUAUGGAUGGUCACAUUGAGGGAGGAGAGAGGGAGGAAGGGAGGUAAGAGGGGCAUUUGGAGACUGUAGGGAAGGGAGAUCAAAAUCAGAAACAAGCUGGGUGUGAAAAAACUGAAGGGCAAAUGAUCGCUUUAGAGACACAGAGGCUGCUCUGCUUGUGGGUGUAGGCUUCUGUUAUUCAAAAAGGUGGGCAAUUUUCUCUUCAUUUAUUCUGCAGUGUGAAAAAUGGUGAGCUACAUUCUACGAAACGAUGGGAAAUUAGUCAGUUGUUCUGUAAGAGCUGUAAAGACUCCACAUUCAAUUCUCUCUCUUUUACAAACAUAAUUACUCAGCUGCGUGUUAUAUACAUAUUACAUAUUAUAUUAUGAAUGAGCCAUUUAGGCCAAGGUUUUACUUUCCGGAUUUCUUUCCCUUUUCAGCCUCAGAAAGAAGGUUGUUAUAAUCUCUUUAUCUCGACAGCUCCUAAAGCAUGUUGCACUCUUACUAUGUAAUUCACUGUCCUUUUGAUUUCUUUGACAUUAAAUGGAUUUCAGAAAAUAAUA